UUAGGGCAAAUCCACCGCUAUAGGAUAUAUUUUCUAUAGUAAAAAUGGGAAAAGUUUGCAUCGUAAACAGUUGCCAAAGUGGGCGUAAGAGGAAAAAACAGAAAAAUGUUACGAAAUCCGUAUCUUUUUUCCAACCAACGGUAAGUAUGUAAUUUUCACUACACCUUAUAAAACAAAGUCCCCCGCCGCGACUGUCUGUUCGUGGGUUUGAAUGUAUCUUUGCGAUAAACAAACUACUGGACGGUUUCAGUUCGAUUUUCAUGUAUCAAUAGAGUGAUUCUUGAGGAAGGUUUACGUAUAUAAUUUGUUGACUAUAGUUCGUUUUUUUUAGCAUUAGAAAGAACUUGCAAGAAGGUAAGCGAUUUUGACAUGUCUUUUAAUUGAAAAACGCUUUUUAAAAUUCAAAAACUAUUACUGAUGAAAGCAGAAGAAUAUAAAUGAUCGUAUUAGAUUCAUAAUUGUUACAUAUUUGCCGUAACUUAUUUUUAAAAUGUGUUUUUCAAUUAAAAGACACAUCAAGAUUGUUUACCUAAUUUCUAAUGCUAAAAAAACGAACUAUAGUGCGAAGCCGGUCGCUAGUUAUUUAAUAAAAUAUUAUAUUGUGAUUUUUAUAUUUUUCUUAUAAAAUUCACAAUUUCACUUCAACAAUUCUUCAUUUUUCUAUUAAUUCUCAGACUCCGGCACGGUUAGAAAGUUGGAAAAAGUCGUUAGGAAUUGCAUUAAAAGCAAAUGAUUAUAUUUGCCAUCUUCAUUUUAAAGAAGAAAAUAUAAAUAUGUACGAAAAGUUAACUAUUAAAGGAGAGCUCAAAUAUAUUCCUACACAAAGAAAAACGCUUAAGGAAGAAGCUGUGCCCACGAUUGAGCAUCAGUUUAUUCCCAUUCCCGAACAUGAACUCCAAGCCAAUACUAUUCACAUAGAGGAAUCUUUCGAACCAUACCCCAAUCAACCUAAGGACGAGCAGCAACAACAAAUCAAUGCCGAGCAACAGGAAUUAUCAGAAGAUCAAAAUGAUUCUAAUAAUUUAAUGGAUUAUGAAAUGAUACAACAGGACUUUGCGGAACCAUUUUUUAGUCAAUAUCAGGAUACUAAUGUAACAAUAAAUCCAAUAGAGAAUUUUAAAAGUAAGUUUCGGGCAUUUUCGUUGUUGCCGCCUUUUUGGCUACAUGCAGAAAAUCCUAAUGGGCUGGAAUUUAUGCGAAUGGAUCCAAAAACUCAGAAGAUUAAACAUCAUAUACGUUUAAACGAUGAUCUAACUGUCACUGUAAUUUUUCCCAAUAAUGAACAAUUGCCACUAAAGGAGAAAAUUAAUUCAUAUGACAACACCUACGAUUACUUAAAAUCGGUUGAAAGAUGGCCUUUGUGCGUUGGUACUCAGAUUGACGACAAUAAAUUUUGUAAAGGUGUGAUUAUUGGUGAUGAUACUUACGAAAGAAAUCAACAGUACCCAAGAUGUAAAUCUUGUCGAAUAUUACGAAAUCGUUUGCAGAACCGUAAUUCCACUUCAACUCUAUUACAAAAAAUGGCAGAAGCUAAACGGCGCGCUUCAAAUCUUGUACAUAAAUGCAAGCGUCUGAAGAGGACGAAUAUCCAAUUAAGAGAGAAAAUUUCCUUGGCUAAGGCGCAGUGUGCAAAGAAAUCGGAUACCGUAGUACAAGCAUCUAUUUCAAAACUACCUGAAGAAUUUCAAAAUGCCGUGAGAUCAUGUUUUGAAGCCGCGAAAAAAAAUAAUACAAAAGACCCCUUACGGAACUGUGAAAAAAAGACAUUGGGAAGCGGUAUUAGAGGAAGAGAAUUAUCGUCAGCCUAACUUAAAAAUCGCUUACAAGUUAACACCAGCGCAUUUGAAACCGAAAGGUUUUCAAGUAAUGAAUGUUCCUCUUGCAACUGAAGUAUGUACCUAUAAAUAUAAUCAAUAAUUUUCAUGGAAAUAAAAUUAACAAACAUAAUAAAACUUACAAAAACUAUAGGUAAAAAAUUUGCCCCAGAUCGCCGUCAACGGGCAAGGUGCCCAGAAGGCUGGCCGUAUUUCCCCGCUGUAUAGCGAUGCUAAUACGCUGGGCGAAAUAGUGGCCAGCCCUCUGGUCAACAGAAGCCUCUAUUAAGUGCGAGCAGGGGUUUUCAGGCAGGUCUGUGUUGGGACAGGUUAUAGACCAGACGUUCUUGGCCUCGGAGCAGUGCGCGGCCUCCAUAGAUCCAAUAGAAGGACCUAGUAUUUUCCCUAUAAGGCUUUGAGCACCAUGCACCGAGGACAAGAACGCAGGUAAGGAUACACAAGAAAUUUUGCGGAUGCCCAGGCCGCCAAACCUAAUGGGUAGGCUAGCCUGGGUCCAAGACCUUUCGUCAAAAGAGAUGUUAAAGAUGGAUGUGAGUGUUUCAACGACCAAUGUAUCUAAUUUUGAGACCAAAUUGGGGUGUUUCCAAAGAUGGGUUCCGCGAAGAAUAUACGUGAAUUUUGGAACGAAAAGACAAUGCUUAAUGAUGGAAUAGGCUGAAUGUAGAUUAAUUUUGGCCAGGCGGUGUGAUGUCGCUGUAAAAUUUUGAAUUUUUGAGUCAACGAAAUUUUCAAAGGAUUGGUCUAGGACGGGGCAGCCAAGGAGGUGAAGCGAUUCUUUGUUUACAAUUUUGAUGCC
This is a messenger RNA of Cydia fagiglandana, 2631 nucleotides long. RefSeq lists its product as uncharacterized. NCBI's taxonomy places the organism in Eukaryota, Metazoa, Arthropoda, Insecta, Lepidoptera, Tortricidae. The coding region runs from base 774 to 1808 and encodes 344 amino acids. The record is from RefSeq and is a predicted model, not a curated record. The transcript is spliced from 5 exons.